Molecule: messenger RNA, 3764 nt
Organism: Quercus robur (English oak)
Lineage: Eukaryota; Viridiplantae; Streptophyta; Magnoliopsida; Fagales; Fagaceae
Product: MDIS1-interacting receptor like kinase 2-like
Exons: 2
Coding region: 3198-3647 (149 amino acids)
Biological process (GO): protein phosphorylation
Molecular function (GO): protein kinase activity; ATP binding
Source: RefSeq, a predicted model, not a curated record
GACUUGAUUGGUAUUUAAAGAAAAAGAAUGAUGAAAAUUGGUAAACAGAGAUACUGAAUCAUAUCCUUAAUUUUCACUAGCUUCCAAAAAACAAUGGCACUCAUUAGCUUCAAAAAAGUAUUUUCCCCCAUUUCUCUACUCGUGUUGGCCCUGUUACAUUUGUCCUUUAUUUCUGAUUCUGUUUGUGCAGAUAAAGAAAUCGAGACAAAUGCUCUUCUCAUUUGGAAAGCCAGUCUUCAAAAUAAAAACCAGUCACUCCUGCCUUCAUGGACUCUCCUUCCUAAUAAUAAUGCAACCAAUUCUUCCAACAAUCAAAAUGCAAGCUCAAAUCCACGCAGUUGGUUCGGUGUUUCUUGCAACCAUGCAGGAAGUAUUAUUAGAUUAAACCUGACUAACUCAGGCUUGAAAGGUACUCUCCAUGAAUUUUCAUUCUUGUCACUCCCUAACCUUUCAUUUGUUGACCUUGGGAUGAAUGAACUCUUUAAUACAGUUCCUAUUGAUAUUAGUUACCUGUCUAAAUUCAUAUAUCUUGAUCUAUAUAUCCUUUAAUAACUUAUCGAGGAAAAUCCCACCUCAGAUUGGCCUACUGAUCAACCUUGAGGCUUGCACCUCGCUAAAAAUCAGUUAAGUGGCUCAAUUCCUCUAGAAAUAGGUCAUUUAAAGUCUCUUAAUGACCUUUCUUUGUAUGCCAACAAUUUCCAUGGAUGCAUUCCUGCUUCAUUAGGUAAUUUGAGCUAUCUGAUUGACUUUUCUCUCAAUAGUAAUUUCUUUUCAUGUUCCAUUCCUAUAUCUUUAGGUAAUUUAGGCAACUUGGCUUAUAUGUACCUCUAUGAUAAUCAACUUUCUAGUUCCAUUCCUCCAUAAAUUGGAAACAUUACCAAUUUAGUUGAACUUGACAUAAGUAACAACAGUUUCAAAGGUCCCAUCCCUUACAGUAUUGCAAAAUUUGAAAAGCUAACAUUGUUGCAUAUGAACCAAAAUCAGCUCUCUGGCUCCAUCCCUCUAAAAAUUGGAAAUCUAAAGUCUCUCAUAUUCUUAAGCCUUGAAACAAAUCAUCUUUCUGGCUUAAUUCCCACAUCUUUAGGUUCUCUUAGAAACUUAAAUGUUUAACACCUGUACAACAAUCAACUUUCUGGUACCAUUCCUGAAGAAUUAGGAAACUUGACGUCCAUAAUUGAUCUUGAACUGAGUAGACAUCAGUUGAAUGGUAAUAUUCCAAUUUCCUUUGGUAGGUUGAGUGGCUUAAAAGCUUCAUUCCUCCGUGAUAACCAACUUUCUGGUCCCAUUCCACCAGGGAUCGGAAACUUAAUGGAGUUGACUGCUCUGCUGCUGGAUGCCAACCACUUCACUAGCUUUUUGCCUCAAAACUUAUGCCAUUGUGGGUCUCUCCAAUUACUAAGGGCAGACAGCAACGAUCUCAUAGGUCCAAUACCAAAAACCUUGAGAAACUGUAGAAACUUAAUUAGAGUCCACCUUGAAAGAAACCAAAUCUUUGGAAAUAUACCUGAAGAUUUUGGUGUCUACAAAAAUCUACAGUACAUGGACCUGAGUUACAAUAGAUUUUAUGGUGAAAUCUCACACAACUGGGGCAAGUGCACACAACUAACCACUCUAAAGAUUGUUGGGAACAAUAUUUUUGGUCGCAUACCACUUGAAAAGACUUAGUCCAACUCCAAUUACUUGAUCUUUCUUCUAACCACUUGGUUGGGGAGGUUCCAAAGGAAUUUAGAAAGUUGACUUAUUUGUCGAAGCUAAUGUUGAAUGGCAAUAAACUUUAUGCUGGUUUACCCUUGGAGCUUGGGUCAUUAAUAAAUCUUGAGUAUCUAGAUCUAUCCACUAAUAAGUUUGGUAAGGAAAUCCCGAGAAACAUAGGGAACCUUUUGAAACUAUAUUACUUGAAUACGAGCAACAACAAGUUUAUCCUAAAUAUUCCAGUCCAAAUGUGUGAAUUAGCUCAUCUGUCCCAGCUAGAUUUGAGCCUUAACUCACUCGAAGGAGAGAUACCUUCACAAAUCAGCAAUAUGCAGAGCUUGGAGUUGUUGAAUGUAUCCCACAAUAACUUCUCAGGUUUCAUUCCAACUACUUUUGAAAAGAUGCAUGACUUGUCGUCUGUUGAUAUAUCCUACAAUGAGUUGGAGGGUCCUCUUCCCAAUAGCCAAGCAUUUCAUGAUGCUCACAUUGAAGCAUUACAAGGUAAUAAAGGAUUGUGUGGAAACGUUACGGGAUUGCAACCCUGUAAGGCAGGACAUAUCUCAAAGAAGGGAAAUAAAUCAUUUUCCCUCUCUUGGGUACACUUUCACUUGUAUUGGUAUUCCUGGGAAUAUUCUUCAUUUUAAAAGUAAAAGGGCAAAAUCCACAAGAAAAUCAAAACACAUGCGAGGACAAGGAAGAAGUGUUUACAAUAUCAACUUUUGAUGGAAGAACAAUGUACUAGGAAAUAUUUGAUGCAACCUAUGGUUUUGAUGCUAAGUUUUGCAUUGGGGAAGCAGGAGAUGGAACUGUCUAUAAAGCCCAGCUAAUAUUUGGAGACACAUUUGUAGUUAAGUGUUGGGCUUUGUGGAGCCUAGUUUUUUGUUUGAUCCGAUUUGACGACCCGACCGGAAUAAUAUUGCGUGGUUUUUAAUGGGAGAUUUACUAAGGCUUAGUUCAUGAAGCAGAUGUAUAUGUAAAUUGACUUUGCCGUGAUUAGGGUUUUUUUAAGAAUGUAGGUUGUUGUUGCCGCAUUCUUGAGGGUGAGAGAAAAAGAUUGUAGCCGCAAUUUUGUACUCUGUAUUCUUCCCUGAAAAUAGUGAAAUCCCAACAACUCCGUGGACGUAGGCAAAUUGCCGAACCACGUAAAUAUUGUCUUGUACAUGUGAUUGUUUUUCUUUGGCCUGUGUUUUUCUCUAUUUUUUGUUUCUCACAGGUUGGGAAUUCGGCGUACUUCCUUACAUUAAGAAACUCACAUCCUUUUGUGAUGGUAAUAUUUCACAACAAAAAGAGUUCUUAAAUGAGAUAAACGCAUUAACAGAAAUCUGACAUCGAAAUAUUGUGAAAUUGAAUGGCUUUUAUUCACAUUCACGUUUCUCAAUUUUCAUUUACACUACCUUGAAAAGGGUAACUUGGCCUCAAUUUUGAGCAAUGAUGGAGGAGCUAAAGAAUUGGACUGGAAUAAGAGGGUGAAUAUCAUCAAAGGUGCGGCACAUGCUUUGUCUUACAUGCACCAUGAUUGUUCACCACCAAUUGUUCAUUGGGACAUAUCAAGCAAAAAUGUUUUGCUGGAUUCAGAGUACGAGGCUCAUGUUUCAGACUUUGGCACAGCUAAGAUUCUUAAUCAAAACUCAUCCAAUUGGACUUCACUUGCUGGCACAUAUGGAUAUUUUGCACCAGAGCUUGCUUAUACAAUGAAGAUAACUGAGAAAUGCGACAUGUUUAGCUUUGGAGUUUUGGCUAUUGAAGUGAUCAAAGGUAAGCAUCCUGGUGAAAUCAUCUCCAUUCUAUCUGCUUCAACCGUGGAGGAUAAUUUCUUGUUGAAUGAUUUGUUAGACAUACGCCUUGAGGUUGAGAAUCAACUAAUACUCAUCAGAAAGUUGGCAAUUGCAUGUUUGCACGCUGAUCCAAAAUCUAGACCAACUAUGCAUAUGGUCUCUCAGAUUUUAUCAAGCUGAAGUGCACUUUCCAAGACCCAUCAUAGUUUGAGUAGGAAAAGCAAGGAUAUGAAAUAAGACACAAUAUUCUGUUAAAUUUAUGUUGUUUAAGGAAAUUUUUUGUUUAAGAUUAUGUAA